This is a messenger RNA of Diaporthe citri, 1077 nucleotides long. RefSeq lists its product as uncharacterized. Bases 1 to 1077 code for a protein of 358 amino acids. The transcript has 2 exons. The record is from RefSeq and is a predicted model, not a curated record. Gene Ontology annotation, molecular function: zinc ion binding; alcohol dehydrogenase (NADP+) activity. Gene Ontology annotation, biological process: alcohol metabolic process. NCBI's taxonomy places the organism in Eukaryota, Fungi, Ascomycota, Sordariomycetes, Diaporthales, Diaporthaceae.
AUGGCAACAGACUACAAGUUCGAGGGCUGGGCGGCCCAGGACGCCGCCGCCAUCGAGGGAAAGAUGGUCUGGCAGGAGAUCAAGCCAAAGGCCUGGGAGGAGAACGACGUCGACAUCCAGGUCACCCACUGCGGCAUGUGCGGCAGCGACCUGCACUUCCUGCGCAACGGCUGGGGAAACUCGACCUACCCGCUGACGGUGGGGCACGAGAUCGUCGGCAAGGCGGUGCGCGUGGGCAAGAACGUCAAGCACAUCAGCGUGGGCGACCGCGUCGGCGUCGGCGCGCAGGGCGACAGCUGCCUGGGCCGCUUCGGCGCCUGCCACGAGUGCGAGGACGGCGAGGAGAACUACUGCGACAGGAUUGUCAACACAUACGGCGCGCUGCACUUCAACGGCGAUGUCGGGCAGGGCGGCUACUCGACGUACCACCGCGCGCCGGCGCACUUUGCCGUCAAGAUCCCCGACGGCCUUGAGUCGAGCCAGGCCGCGCCGAUGCUCUGCGGUGGUGUCACUGUCUUCGCGCCGCUCAAGAACCACGGCGUCAAGGCGGGCAUGACUGUUGGCGUUGUCGGUGUCGGUGGGCUGGGCCACUAUGGCGUUAUGUUCGCCAAGGCCAUGGGCGCAAAAGUCAUCGGCAUCUCUCGCCGCGCGAGCAAGCGCGACGAGGUCCUCAGCCUCGGCGCGGACGGGUACAUCGCCACGGCCGACGACGCCGACUGGACGACCAAGCACGCCCGGAGCCUUGACCUGAUUAUUUCGACGGUCGCGUCCUCCAAGGUCCCGCUCGCAGAGUACAUGUCGCUGCUCAAGAAGGGCGGCAGCUUCUGCCAGCUGGGCCUGCCCGACGACGGGGCGUUCCAGGUCUCCGGCGCGUCCGUGGUCUUCGGCCGCACCAAGUUCGAGGGCUCCCUUAUCGGAUCGCCUCAGGACCUGCGCGACAUGCUGGAGUUUGUGACGGAGAAGAACAUCAGGGGUCUUGUGCAGGAGCGGCCCAUGAAGGACGCCAACCAGGCUGUUCUUGACUUGGAGGAUGGCAAGGCUCGUUACCGCUACGUCCUGGUCAAUGAGAGCGCUUAA